UUAAAUAUUACAUAUUUUUUUUUAUCAACGCAUCGAUUUAAAAACGUGAGAUAAAAAGAAAAAGACGUUUCGAAAUUUGAAUCUAGAUAUUCGCGCGUAAUUUAUACAAUUUUAAUUCUUUUUUUAUUUUUUUUAAUUGUGUGCCAGUAUUUUAGUUAUUUUUUUUAUUAAAAAGGUUGUGGUUUAUUUAUAAUGUGACUCUGUGUGGUGAAUGUGUUCAUAUUCAAGGAGAAAUUUCUAAUAGAAAUUGCGACACUUCUCGCUCCGUAGGUUAGGUUCAUUGCUUCAAUGCGGCAUUGAAAAGGUACAAUUACGAAAUUAAUUUACAACAACAUCACCGAAUCACGGAAUUGACAAUAAAUGAGUAUAAUUAAAAAUUAAUAAACUAGUUUUAGUUGCUAGAAAUAUCGUCGUUGUGAAAGACGUGUGUUAUAUUUGUGCGAACUAAAUUUAUAAGUGUUUAUUAAAAAAAUGAAGGACUUUGUGCAAAUCUGGAGCCGGGUCACGGGGAGGAGGUAUUCGUCUGUGAACACGAACGAACGGGAGUUGGGAGAUUUAUCGAAUAAUCGUGUGAAAAGAGGCGACAUCGAUACAUCGGUGAUCGAGGCGAAUUUAGCGGAAUGCGAAGUGCUUAACAGCAAAUUCGUUGAUGAUCUUGAUUUUAAUGAUCGGAAAAAUGCGAUCAUCAAUCGAUUGUUCGAAAGGAGAAAACAGGGUCAGAUCGGGAGACAGCCGAAAUGUCUAUUUAUUCUACUCAUGCUGGGUUUCUUCGCGUUAGCAGCUGGCUGCUUCAUUCUUUUCCUGCAUCCCUACGAUUUCCUCUUCAGACAAAAAGUGGUCCUGUCGAACGGAGGUGAGAUCUUCGAGAUGUGGCGCAAACCUGAAGUGGACCUUUACUGCAGAGUCUACCUGUUCAAUGUGACCAACGCUGAGGAAUACCUGGCCGGCACUGAUGAUAAACUCAAGCUGAAGGAGGUCGGACCUUAUGUUUACAAGGAAGGCUUAGAACAUGAGAUAACAGGCUUCAAUUCCAACGGGACCCUCUCGGCUAUACCCAAACACCCCCUGACCUGGGUGGAAGAACUCUCCGAGGGAAACAAAGAAGACGACAUCUUGUUUCUACCUCACAUCGCUCUGUUGAGCAUAGCCAACGUGGUGGCUCGUCAGGGCAUCAUGACCAAAUUCGGUCUGAACAACUUGAUCACGAUAACGAAUACCCAGCCGCUGGCCAAGAUGACAGCUAGAGAGUUCAUGAUGGGGUACAAGUCGGAGCUGAUGACCCUGGGGAACACCUUCAUGCCUGGGUGGAUCUACUUCGAUAAACUUGGGCUUAUUGAUCGGAUGUACGAUUUCAACGGUGAUUUUGAAACGAUCUACACGGGCGAGAACAAUCUGGACUAUUCAGGACUCAUCGACACCUACAAGGGCUCCAGCGACCUCCCCCACUGGGAGGGCACCCACUGCUCCAAUGUCAGGAACGCGUCCGAUGGCACCAAGUUCAAAGGGGGUGUUACCAGGAAUGAAUCCAUCCUGUUUUAUAGGAAGAGUUUGUGCCGGGCUGCACCAUUGGUACCGAUAGAUGAGGGGGUGAAGAGCGGCCUAAACGCUUACAUGUAUACAUUCCCGGAGAAUAUGUUGGACAACGGGAAAUAUAUUGAGGAGAACAAAUGCUUCUGUCGAAAAGGUAAAUGCCUACCAGCCGGUCUCAUCGACGUAACGGACUGCUAUUACGGAUUUCCAAUAGCUCUGUCCUACCCUCAUUUCUAUAAAGGUGACGACAUUUUGUUCAGCAAAGUCGAGGGUCUUACGCCGAACAGAGAAGCUCAUGAGACCAGAUUCUGGAUCGAACCUACCUCCGGCCUCCCCCUGGACGUGAGCUCCAAACUGCAGAUCAACAUGGCCUUGGAAGACCUGUCCUCGAUCAAGAACGCUAAAAGAUUUUCCAACAUGUAUCUGCCAUUGCUUUGGUUUGAUAUUAGAAUGUACUCCCUAACGCCUUCACUGGAACACAGGUUCAAUCUAUACCUCAACGUUUUACCAAUCGUUGAACAAGGCGCCAUGUACCUCCUCUUCAUAUCUGCGGCCUGCCUCAUACUCUCCUCCGUUUACAUCCUCACCUUUAAGGUCAUGUUUAAAACCGUAAACAAGAAGAAACAAAGAAACAUCGUCAUCGGUAGCGAAAUGUGGGUCGAAAAGGAGAAGAAAAAAAGCAGAGACACUGUUUACUCACCCUGUGAAAUCCCCCUGAAUGACACAGAAUCUGAUUCCGAUCCGCAAUUCGAUCAGGAAAGAAGACCAUCCCUCUUGAAAACGCACAGUGAUAGAAUAAAAGAAUUAAGUCACAAAUUAAGCGACAAAAUGUACGACUCGGUCGGCACGGUCAAAGAUUUAGUUUGUGAUGAAAUAACCCAUGUGAAAAAUAUAUUCAGUGAUAGGAGGAACUCUGUGAAAAUUCAAGAAACAAAUGACGCUUACAAAAGUGAUUCCGGGGAUGAUGAACGCGAUUACGGUUAUAAAUCAGUUAGACAAACAGACAGUGAUGAUGAAUGCAAAUAUUUGGAAGUUAUAGAUGACGGCAGUGGAUUCGAAGACGAGCCUAAACAUUUCGAAAGCGAAAGAUGUAAUCAGUUGAAAGAAUUAGAUUCUAGAAUAGAUGAUCAAGAAAUGAUAUUACAUAUAUCGGAAUGAUGAACGAUUCUUGCCUUUUAUGACUGAUGUGUUCCAAAUUAUGGAAAUGAGUUUUGUUAAGACUUUGAACGUUGAAAUGUGAUAUUUUUGAUCGGUGAAUCGAAUUGAACAAUGAUUUAGAUAAGACUGUGUGUGUGUGUGGUCUGCCCCUCAGUUUUAAAGCCUACUUAAAGUUCCUUGUUUAUGACAUACCAAAAAUCUAAAUUGUGUUGUUCUUUUUCGAUAUGAAAUCUGCAAAAUUAUUCUCUCAAACGUUACAUUUUUUAAGCCAGAUUUUUUUUUAUUUUCUCAAUUUGUGUUUUUUUGCAUCAGAUCAAAUGUAUGAGAUAAUAAAUAAUUUUAAAUCGUGACUGAAAUUAGUUUGCUCAAAUUUUCAGGGUAUGUUGUGUUAUAGUGUAAAAUAGUAUAUUAUUUUGGAUAAGAUUAUUUUAGUUUUAAGAAUAAUAUGAUGUACCUUAGAUUUGCGGCAAAAUAUUAGAUUAAUAUUUUCAAUGAUGUAAUUUAAGAAUUCAUUAUAAUUUUAUAUAAUGUGCUGAUAAUUGCCAUUUUACAGGAACAGGGUAAAAUUAAUUAAGAUUAUGGGAAACAAUACUGUUUAAUUUUCGUUAAAUAUGUACGAACAAUAUAACUUGAGGCCAUUUUUACAUUCUUUGCUCAUAUUCAAUCAUUGGCAGGUCUUAAUUAUAGGUCAUUUUUUAUUACUACCUACUUAAACUGAAUACCAAAAUCUGUUCUGUUAUAAAGUAGUUUUUUGUAUUUUUGAAGUUAUUUUCUUAUUUAAAGAAUGAAUCUUUUUUUUUAAGUUAUAGUUUGAAGUAUUUUUAUUUUCUAAUUCAUGAUGUUAAAUAGUGUCGAAGAUAACUGUGUGGGAUCUUUCAUAACUGUAUCGUUUGGUUUGUGCCAUUUAUUAUGAAACAGCACACAUUUACAUAUUUGUUUAUAAAAUUAUUAAAAAAAUUAUCUAAGUAUUUCAAAAUCAAUAUAGAAUUUUGUAAAUCUCAUAAAAAAUUAAAUAUGUACUGUUGAAAUGCACUUUUUUUUAUGAUAUGCUCAAAAAAUUGUUGCCAGUUAAGAGUGCAAAUUCUUAAUGUAAUAAAAUUAGAAUUUUUAUGUAAUAAUUUCGGAUAUUUACCGUAGUUUUUCAAAUAAGUUACUUGAAUUUUUUUACAAGACAAUAAUUUUAUUCAGAAAAAUCUGAAGAACUCGAAAUUUUAUUAAACUGGUGAUUAUGUAUUUUCUGAAAUUUGACAAUAAUCUCGAAUAUAAGAAGAUCAAAGAGUCAUAUGUGAUAUGUCUUAGUUAUACAUUUAAAUCUUUAGUAUAAGUUGGUUUUAAACAAUAAUUUAUCUUUAUAAUUUUACACAAUUAGUGCAAUUUCCUGAAUUAUAUAAAAGACAUUCCCAAAAGUAUUGUAAAUAAUGUAUAAAUGUAGUAAAGCGCAACUAUAUGUGAUUCAAACAAAUAAUUAGGUAACACUUUAUAAAACACAUUUAAAUAUGUAAAAAAACAUGUUUUUAUCACACUUAAAUGUUUAAACAUUUAAUUUGCCUAACUACAAUUUUUUUUCUACAGAUUUUAUAAAUUUUUACACAGAAUUCAAUUUAGAUUUCGUAUUCGGAAAAUGAUGAUAAUAAAUGUAACUUUCAUAGCAGCGCGUGUAUAAUUUGAAUAGCGUUAAAAAUAUAGUUGCACUUUUAAAGAAUAAUGUUUUCGAUAACUUUUCUCUUAUGUUGGUAUA
Messenger RNA from Amyelois transitella, 4426 nucleotides. Its product is annotated as scavenger receptor class B member 1. The coding region runs from base 472 to 2688 and encodes 738 amino acids. The transcript has 10 exons. NCBI's taxonomy places the organism in Eukaryota, Metazoa, Arthropoda, Insecta, Lepidoptera, Pyralidae. Gene Ontology annotation, cellular component: membrane; cytoplasm. Gene Ontology annotation, molecular function: scavenger receptor activity. The record is from RefSeq and is a predicted model, not a curated record.